Messenger RNA from Sinocyclocheilus rhinocerous, 4234 nucleotides. RefSeq names its product nischarin. The transcript is spliced from 21 exons. Gene Ontology annotation, cellular component: cytoplasm. Bases 116 to 3679 code for a protein of 1187 amino acids. The record is from RefSeq and is a predicted model, not a curated record. Lineage: Eukaryota; Metazoa; Chordata; Actinopteri; Cypriniformes; Cyprinidae. Gene Ontology annotation, molecular function: phosphatidylinositol binding; integrin binding.
AAUACGAGAAGGAGGCGCUUCACUCCAGUUAAACCACAACAAAGAUGGAGGCGCGACAUGACAGCUAGUUUUGCAUUUUUCAUAGCGACGCGCUCAAACUCGCGCUGAAGUGAAGAUGGACGCGCCGCAUCUACCGGAGCAGAGCGCGGAGAAACGCGUCCGUAUCGUCGGAUCCGAGCUGGUGGAGAAUUACACGGUUUACAUCAUAGAGGUGAAUGUUGGAGAUCACAGGUGGACUGUCAAGCAUCGAUACAGCGACUUUCACGAUUUGCACGAAAAACUCACUGUGGAGAAGAAGAUCGAUAAGCAUCUGUUGCCGCCCAAGAAGAUCAUCGGCAAAAAUUCCAAAAGCCUCGUGGAGAAGCGACAAAAGGAGCUGGAGGUUUAUCUCCAAACGCUCCUGAGCAGAUUCCCUGCUUCGACCCCCAAAGUCCUGUCUAACUUCUUACUCUUUCACUUAUAUGAAAUCAAUGGAAUUGCUGCGGCCCUGGCUGAAGAGCUCUUUCAUAAGGGUGAGCAGUUGUUGGCUGCAGGCGAGGUGUUUCUCCUCAGGCCGCUCCAGUUGUACGCCGUCUCACAGCAGCUGAAACUCGCCAAACCAACCUGUGCCAACGGAGACGCCAGAGCUGACCUGGGACACAUCCUGGACUUCACCUGCCGCCUCAAGUACCUCAAGAUCCCUGGAAUGAAAGCAGUGGUGGGCACGAGUAACAUCGAGGAGCAGAGCCUCCCGUUUGACCUGUCCAUCUUUAAAUCGCUGCUUCAGAUCGAGAUCAGUGAUUGUGACGUCGGACAAAUCAAAGAUCUGCCUUCCCUAAAGCCCACUCUUGCCACGCUCAGCAUACACCUCUCAGCCAGCAGCAUGAAGGAAAUCUUAGUUCCUGAAGCGUCCGAAUUUGCGCAGUGGGAACCUGAGGGUGUUGAUACGGACUGUCCCGUGACGGCGAUCAUUCCCACGUGGAAGAUGCUCACUACUUUGGACAUGAGCCGAAACUUCAUACGCUGCAUUGAUGACUCGGUGAAACUGAUUCCUGAAGUCGAAUUCCUUGAUCUCAGCUAUAAUGAAUUGUCUCUAGUGGAAAACCUCCAGCAUUUGUAUAACCUGGUUCAUCUGGAUCUGUCCUUCAACAAACUCACGGUCCUGGAGGGCGUUCACACUAAACUCGGGAAUAUCAAGACUUUGAAUCUGUCUGGGAAUCAGUUGGAGACGCUUUCCGGCCUCAGUAAACAUUACUCAUUGGUUAACUUGGAUUUAAGCAGCAACAGAUUAGCACAGCUGGAUGAAAUCAAACACAUCGGCACUCUUCCCUGUCUGGAGAAACUGUCUCUGGCUGAUAACCCCAUGUGCAUCAUCCCAGAUUACAGGACGAAAGUUCUGGCCCAGUUCUGUGACCGGGCCUACGAGGUGUGUUUGGAUGGUACAACCACCACAGAAAAAGAGCUCGACACGGUGGAGGUGCUGAAAGCCAUUCAGAAAGCAAAAGAGGCCAAAGACCGAAUGGCGAACAAUGAGAAAAAGGUGAGUGACGUCCCGGGGCAGGCCGCAGGCAGGCCACAGUCCUCUUCGUCCUCUCUCGUCGCGCCGCCCUCCUCUUCCUCCCCCUCUCUGUCUCGUUUCACCUGCUCCAGUCAAGAAAUAACUACUUGUAAAGAAAAAGCUUUUAUUACCAAAGAGAUAUUAACUCCUGUGGAUUCUACACGUACCCAGAGAUGCUAUGAUGUUUACAGCUCAACCUGUGAUGUCAUUCCGCAGGUGGAAACUCAAAUUGAUUCGAGUUUGUCUUCGGAGGUCACCUUUGAGAGCAGGUUAUUUCUGAACUCUUGGGACUUUGAGGAAAGUGAGGGCAGUGUUAAAGGCGGAUACUUGAUCCAUUUCCUUAAUCUAGACUCAUCUACCUCUGACAAGAAUGUCGCAAACAACCCACAGUUUCCAAAGAACUCAGUACCUUCAGAUGUUUUAUCCCAAAUCAGCCUGUUUGAAAGCGAUCAGGACCAAACCUCCAAUCCAAUGAUCCUUUUCCUGACCUCUCGGUACCUCUGUAUUCUCAAGGUAGAUUUUGUUGCUCUGGCGUCCCGGGACCCUACGGAAGCAAGUAUGAUGCAGAGCUGCUCCAAAGUAACCCGUAUCCCACUCUCAUUCACGCUUCUCGACCCAAAGCAGUGCUGUUUGUGUAGGGCUGUCUCAAACUCUCGCCUUUUCUACGAUGAGCAUGUUAUAGAACUGAUGGUGGGUCAUGAGUGCCUGACUGUUGUUUUUGCCCUUCCACAAGACAAGUUCAUGUUCCUGAGAGAGUUCACACAGCUUCGGUCCAGUCUGAGGGAAAUUAAGACCAUAGCCCUCCAGUGCACCAAGAAAGGACACUUGAAAGUGCACAGUUGUCCCGCUCCUGCUACAGCCACGGAAAGAAUACCUGCCAGCAGCGUCCCUCAGGAAGUGCCAAGGCCCCAUCUGACCCUGUCUCUGCUGUAUCCAGCCAAAUCCCUCAUUCAGCAGCUGAUGGAGGACAACCAAUGUCCCUCGCAUCUCUCGCUCUCCUCCUCAUUACUCCUCAUCUCGUCUCUCAAGGGAGACCAGCUCGUUCACUUCUUCCAAAACAAUGUUGCAGAGAUGGAGAAUGAGGAGCUGAAACACAUCCUGUGGACGUCAGUGCUCUUCUACAGAUCUCCUGAUGUGGAGACCACUGCCUGUGUCCUGCUGUCCACCAAAGCCAUUUACUUCAUCCUGGACGACACGGCGUCCUCACUUACCAACCAAUCAAUGAUGUGGACCUGGCACCGGUCUGAGCACAAGGACAGAGAUUUCCUCAUUUCCUUUUGUUUCACCCUCAAACUGAAGGACCUGCAGAGCAUCAAUGUGGGCUUGUUUGAUCAGUACUUUAGAGUCAUGGGGCCCUCGGCUGAUCACAUCAUUUCCUGUUUGACCCGUGACAGUUACAGCACACACCGGUUCCUGCAGCAGCUGAUGAUGGUUUUGUCCUUGCUGGAGAAAGUUCCCUCUCCUGAACCUUCUGAGCUGGAUUUCUACUCGCAGUUUGGAAACAAAAGCACAGGUAAAAUGGUGAAUUACGAACUGGUCCAUUCCAGCAAGGUGAAGUUUAUAUAUCCAAGCGAGGAAGAGAUUGGAGACCUCACCUUCAUCGUGGCGGAGAGGAAGACCCCUCAAGUGCCGUCUCACUCCUUUAACAUCCUUUUGUACGUACUGGUAUUCCAGGUCCACAUCGUUCCAGGCCAAACCGCCCAGAACCAGACCGUCCUACAACCCAAGACUCUUAUACUCACCAGCACGGAUGUCUUCCUCCUGGAUGAAGACCACAUCAGCUACCCGCUACCCGAAUUUGCAAAAGAGCCACCACAAAGAGACAAGUACUGCCUCACGGACGCCCGGCGGAUACGCGACUUGGACCGCGUGCUAAUGGGCUACCAGACUUACCCACAAGCCCUCACGCUGGUGUUCGACGACGUUCCCGGACCGGAUCUUUUGUGCCACCUUACCAUGGACCAUUUUGCAGAUGGUGACGGGAAGGGCGACAGGACGCAGGGGUUCGGAGGAGCCGAGGGGGAAGUGCAAUGGUGUAUUUUCGUACCAGGAGCUGAUAGCAGAGAGAGGCUAAUAUCGCUCUUGGCUCGCCAGUGGGAGACAUUGUGUAGCCGAGAGUUGCCGGUUGAGCUAACAGGCUAAAAUACAAAAAAACAAUGGAAAAUUUGCAGUAUUCACCUACACAGUAUGACGGAACAUUUGUUUUCAUGAACUUUUUUCAGUUUUGACACAAUGCAUCCUGGGAAGCUAUGUUGUAGAGUCCACACGAGUAUAAUAUAUAUUUUUUGUCUCAGGCUUCAAACUUUGCUUUUUUUUUGCUGCUUUUCAGACAUAUUUAUCUGCUGCUUUGUACAAUCAGCCAUGCAUCAUGAAAUGUGAAACAUCUGUUUUGUGCAGUUCAGUGUUAUUUUAAGUAAAUUUGUUGUUCUGUGGCAAAAUGAUUUUCAGAUGGCUUUCAAUGAACGGAAAAAGAUAUAUAGCCUUUUUUUAUUUUUUUUAAUGUAAAUGCAGUUUUAACGGGUUAAUUCAAUUUUAGAAAGUAUUCCCGAGAUAAAUCUGUGGAUUUAUUUGUACAUAUUUGUACAGAUAUUCAAACAGAAGACCACCAAGCAGAGUGCUUUUAACUUCAUGAGAUUAUUCAUCAUGGGAAUUCAGCCUGAUUAUGCACUUUGAAUUUUUUUAAUAAAUGUGAGUAAA